This is a messenger RNA of Strongylus vulgaris, 309 nucleotides long. The record is from the annotation of a GenBank genome assembly. NCBI's taxonomy places the organism in Eukaryota, Metazoa, Nematoda, Chromadorea, Rhabditida, Strongylidae.
UCGGCAAUGCACAUUCCCGGAGAAGAGCAAUGUGUAAUCUCCGAUCAAGACCAAUUGACCAGACCAGAUCUAUUUGUCGAAAAUGAUGCACACACCACGUUUACUGUGAAUUAUUUUAGAAAUACAUGUGUGGAUCCUCCUCAGAAAGAAGGUGGACGCCUCGAAGCUCGCUUGACUGGAUUCCGUGGUGGCGAGGGUAUCCUUGAGUUGGCCCAACAAAAAGGAAAAAAUCCUAAACUUCUUGCGAUAAUGACUGGAUUGCAAGAAAAUAAGGUAACUCAAAAAAUGCAUGCUUUAAGGUGGUUCUAG